Molecule: messenger RNA, 2465 nt
Organism: Saprolegnia parasitica CBS 223.65
Lineage: Eukaryota; Oomycota; Saprolegniomycetes; Saprolegniales; Saprolegniaceae
Exons: 13
Coding region: 6-2414 (802 amino acids)
Biological process (GO): phosphatidylinositol phosphate biosynthetic process; phosphatidylinositol-mediated signaling
Cellular component (GO): cytoplasm; membrane
Molecular function (GO): 1-phosphatidylinositol 4-kinase activity
Source: RefSeq, a predicted model, not a curated record
GAGCGAUGGAAGUCCCAGUAGCCGCGCCCAUGGAGGUGCCACCCGCGCCGACGUCUAUCGCGGCCCGGCCCAUCGCGUCGAUCGUGCAGAACGGGUCCAUCGACAUGCAGAGUCUGAUGCUCUCGCUCUGGCAGCGGCGCAAGGACACGGCGUACACAAACGCUGUGUGCGAAGAGCUGCGGUCGCUCAAGCAGACGCGGCCGAUGCUCGACCAAGUGGACUUUUACCUGCCGCAGCUGGCGCACAUGGUGCUGCACCUCGAGAAGGAGCUGCCGAUGGAUGCGAUGGAGCAGUUUGUGUUGCUCCUAAGCUUGAGCAGCACUCACUUUGCGCUCCAGUUCUUCUGGAUCGUUUACGCCGCGCUCGACGAACACCGGCCCAAGCGCAACGGCAACCCGCGCACCUUCACUCGCUGCGCGCAGCUGCUCGUGAUCCUUGAGCAGUGCCUCGUGUACGGGUCGCCGGCGAGCAAACCCGCGCAGGAGCUCUUGGCCCAAAAACACAUUUCCAAAAUGGAGAUGGACGUCAUCCUCCAGGCGGACCGGCGCUUCUUUGCCGCUCAAAGCAGCGCAGCCAUCUCGACGCAAGACGAGACCGCGGAAGGGUGGCUCUUCAAGAAGGGCGGCGGCACGACGACGUUGGGUCGUCGCAGUUGGCACCGCCGCUGGUGCCGCAUUGAGCGCAAGAUCCUCUUCGUCUACAACCAGCGCAUGGACAUGCAUGCCCGCAACGCGAUUCCUCUCGAGCGCGCGACGAUCCGAGUGCUCGACAACCCAAAGCACCCGUACUACUUUGAGAUCCACCAUAGCUACAGUGACACGACCUUCAAGUUUGCGGCCAGCGACAAGGACAAUUUGUCCUCGUGGGUCGAGAGCCUAAGUGUCGCAGCGGCCCCGCCGGCGCCCCCGUCGUCGUCGCCCACCAAAGCGGGCCCCGCGCGUGCAAUCACGCGCAUGUCCCAAGCGAUGCGGCAGUUUAUUCUCAACGACGACGCUGCGUCCAAGGAACACGAAGUGUCGUCGGCCGCGCGCGUUGAAGACGAAGCGGAUUCGAUCUCGCGGUCCGGGUCGGUCUCGUCGACGCAGUCGUCGUCACAAGUGCCAGCGCUCUCGGAGGAGCAGCAGCAGCGCUACGACUUUUUCACCGACCAAAUCAACUUUGUCAAAGCCAUCACCGAUAUAUGCGAAGAGCUCCGUCUCGUGGAGGUGUCGGAACGCAAGGGGCUGCUUCCGACAAAGCUCCAGUCCCUCCAAGCGCGCUUGCCAGCGUUCGCGUACCUUCCGCUGUGCCGAUCCACCGAGCUCUUUGCCCGCGUCACCUCUGUGUGCGUCAACGACGGCCACGUCUUCAAGACCCAUGAGCGCGCGCCGUGCUUGAUGCACUUUCUCGCCGAGCCGAGCGCAGCCCUGCACGAUGUUUCGAGUGCGCUCUACGUUCAUUUGUACGGGGACGAGGCCGACGCGAGUGACGUCGUCGCCUGCGUCACGGCGCCCCGCGUCGGCCAAAACACAUUUCUGGAGCAGCUCCUCGAGGACGACCAUCGGCGCGCGCAGCUCACAACAAUAUUCGGUGAGCUCAAGGAGGCCAAGACGGCGCGACUGGCGUCCGACGGCGCGUGCUUGCAGUCGCUCAUCGCCAAGAGCUAUGACGACUUGCGCCAAGAAGUGCUGGUGAUGCAGCUCAUUUCGUACAUUGACGACGUUUUCAAGAAAGCGGCGCUGCCUCUGCGUCUGCACCCCUAUCGCAUCCUAUCGACAGGCGCAAGCACGGGCCUCAUCGAGGUCGUGUCCAAUGCCACUUCUCUCGACGGACUGAAAAAGUCGACGGGGUUCACGACGCUCCGCGCGCAUUUUGAGAGUAUUUACGGCGAUCCAUCCGGCACCCUUUUUCAACACGCGAUGACCAACUACAUGCAGAGCCUCGCGGCCUACUCGAUGGUGUGCUACGUGCUCUGCAUCAAGGACCGACACAACGGCAACAUUCUCCUCGACGUUGAAGGGCACAUUGUCCAUAUCGACUUUGGCUUUUUUUUGGGGCGCGCACCCGGUGGCACGUUUAGCUUUGAGACGGCGCCGUUCAAGCUCACGGCCGAGAUGGUCGACUGCUUUGGUGGCAAAGACUCUGCGAAUUACGCGCAUUUUAUCGAGCUCUGCACGACGGCGGCGCAAGCGAUUCGUCAACACGCCUCCAUUCUGUACACGAUGGUGGACGUGAUGAGCUUCAACUCGAAGCUGCCGUGCUUUCAAAGCAACGUCCCGCACGUUCUGCAGUCGUUCAAGGACCGGCUCUUCCUCACGACGGCCGAAGACAAGGUCCCGGGCCAUGUGCGCAGCCUCGUGGAGAAGGCGUACGCCCAUUUUGGCACGACCAAGUACGACCAGUUCCAAGAGUACUCGAACGGGAUUUACAAGUAGAAGCUGCAUGUCUACCUCUACAUAUACGACGCUGCAUAGUACCAACGACCG